UCGAGCUCCCAUGUUUUUCGUUUCAGCCGUGAAGAUCCGCUACAGUUUGUAACCGAGGGGCGAUCUUGCUUGGGAACCCAUCGUUUCCCUUCCCCACUAGGGGGCAGACAACUCGACAUCUACUUCAACCAGCCACAACCAGGUGUUCCUCCGACGCUAGGGCUUCCCGCUGACCGUCUUCCUCGAGCGUGAUGACGGAUGGACGAGGCCGCCUUUCCCUAUCUACAGGUUCUCUCUUGAUCUUGAUCUCGAUCUCGAUUUAUAUCCUCAUCUGUUGGAUUUUGAUCCCGUGCAGGAACAGGUCUUCACACAGCUGCAGGAGAUCCACAUGUUGUACGGGGUAGAAGAACCAUUGAAAGAUCAGACAGGUUCGGAUCUCUAUCCUCAUCUGUUGGAUUUUGAUCCCGUACACAGGAGCAGGUUUCACACAGCUACGGCACAUCCACAUGUUGUACGCGGUAGAAGAACCGUUGAAAGAGCAUACAGCCAGCAGCAGUUCAAGUUGGACUUCUUCCAAACUAUUGCCAAAAUUGUCUGUAGUCUGGAUGAUAUGCAGGUUGAACACAUUACGUACACGAGAAAGAUUAAAGCUGGGUGUUUCUUAUUCAAGUCUGAUGGUGAUAUGGACAAUUUUAUUCUCAAACGGUGCUACUCUACAAUUUAUCACGGCCUCUUACAUUAUCCAGGUGUUCCGUUCAUGCCUGCAAAUCUGAGUAGACCAUUUCAUUACAUCUGUCAUAUAUACGCAGAUACCAACUCACUUUGGUUGCCCUUGGUUGUGUUCAUUUCUUUACUGAUGUGCUCAGUGUGUUUUCUUUUCAGUUGGAAUCAUAUAUUGUACUUCAGUUUUUUCUCAUGGCGGGAUAAGAAAGGGCCAGGAAAAAAAAAAAGACACGGUGCAAUUGUUCUUACCCUCUGGAUAAACUAUCUUCAGUUGUACCCUUUGUAAUGAUCAUUUCUAUAGUGAUGUGCCCGGUGUGUGUUAUUUUUCUUUGGGGUUAUAGACUAUAGUUCGUUUUUUUACACCUAUAUGUUCUUGCAAAGUGAUAUUAUUCUUACAUGUCGAUUAUGUUCAUAAAAACCCUGCAACUAUCUUUCAUUGUACAGGUCAUUUGUUUAGUUUUUGGUGAUGAAUAAUGCACUGA
This is a messenger RNA of Triticum dicoccoides, 1145 nucleotides long. RefSeq lists its product as uncharacterized. The record is from RefSeq and is a predicted model, not a curated record. Lineage: Eukaryota; Viridiplantae; Streptophyta; Magnoliopsida; Poales; Poaceae. The transcript is spliced from 3 exons. Bases 329 to 949 code for a protein of 206 amino acids.